UUCUAAUUGUUAAAGAUGAAAUUAGAUUCACUUGAUUUAAAUUUCUCAUUCGUUUGCACAAGCAAUGUAAAGGAACAGUACUUUCCAAACAUCAAAAGUGCCGAUCGAGGUGUCGACUUUUGUUAUAUCUCGACUCUACGGUCCUGUUCCAUUCCUAUAUUUUCGUUCGCCAUGUAUACCUUUAAUCUAUAAAGAGGAAAUGAGUAAUUGCGAAGCAGUAAGUAGCGGGGGUGUUUUUUAAACUAAUUCAGAUAGCUUUCAAAGCACUGUUUGUUUUUGAUGCGGCCUGUACAAAGAAGUAUAUAAGAACGUCUGACGGGUAUGCGCCGUACAGAUUAUAUUGUAUUCGAUAGAUUAUUUGACGUAUAUGACUUUGUGUAUGUAUGGCUCAGUUCAUGGACAUGUGCUCCAAAAAGACACCACGAAUUCUUUCAAUACAAAGUCAUGUAGUGUCUGGUUAUGUUGGUAAUAAAAGUGCAACAUUCCCUUUACAGUUACUGGGUUUUGAAGUGGAUGUAAUUAAUUCCGUUCAAUUAUCCAAUCAUACUGGAUAUAAGGCUUUUAAAGGUCAAAUACUAAAUGAUAAGGAUUUAGAUGAUAUAAUAGACUGCUUAGUAGAAAAUGAUUUAGAUAAUUAUACUUACUUAUUAACAGGAUAUGUGGGUUCUGCUUCGUUCUUGAAAAAAAUAGCAGAAGUUGUUCAUAUAUUAAAACAAAAAAAUCCUGAUCUUAUAUAUGUAUGUGAUCCUGUUAUGGGUGAUAAUGGAAAAAUGUAUGUUCCUGAAGCACUAAAGGAAAUUUAUAUAAAAGAGAUAGUGCCAUUAGCAGAUAUUAUAAUUCCAAAUCAGUUUGAAUUGGAACUUUUAACUAAUCUGAACAUUAAUACAAUGUCUGAUGUACAAAAUGCUGUAAAGAAAUUACAUGAAAUUGGACCUGAAACAGUAGCUGUUACAUCAACAGAGCUUGGCGAUAAAUUAACAGCAAUAUUUAGUACAAUUAAAGAUAGUAAGAUCAUAAAAAUAGAUAUUCCAAAAAUACCAAUUAAUUUCACUGGUUCUGGAGAUCUCUUUGCUGCCUUAUUUUUAGCUCAUACACAUUUACAGGACGACAUGAAAGUUGCCAUUGAGAAAACUGUAAAUUCUCUGUAUAGUGUUUUGCUAGCUACUUACAAUUAUUCUCAAGCAUAUCAAGAUGAGGAGUCACAGCCUGCAAGAAGAAUCGAAUUACGUUUAAUACAGAGUAAAAAUUUAAUUGAAAAUCCGGAAAUUAAAUUAUUCGCCGAAACUCUUUCAUAGAUAAAUGAAAUUUGAAAUACGCGAAUAAAAAUAUGUACAAUAAUGCCAAUGAUAAUUAUAAUGUAAUUAUAUGCUACAUAUAUGUAUAUUAAGCCUUGUUUUAAAUUAAGAUGUAACAUUUAUAAAUUACAAUUUCUGGUGCUGGAAUUUAUAUUGUAUAGUGUAUAGUUGAUAAUUGAUAUAUUAACUGUUUUUAAGGACCACUGUUUUAAUGUCUUCCGGUAUAAAAAGUUGCUAUAUGUUUUAAUAAAUUAUAGAACAUAGAGUGAAAUAUAAACUACUUUUAACGAUAUUUCUGUAUGUCAAAGAAGCG
Megachile rotundata (alfalfa leafcutting bee) is the source of this 1608-nucleotide messenger RNA. It is a transcript of the gene Pdxk, whose product is annotated as pyridoxal kinase. Lineage: Eukaryota; Metazoa; Arthropoda; Insecta; Hymenoptera; Megachilidae. Gene Ontology annotation, biological process: pyridoxal 5'-phosphate salvage. The record is from RefSeq and is a predicted model, not a curated record. Gene Ontology annotation, molecular function: pyridoxal kinase activity. Gene Ontology annotation, cellular component: cytosol.